Triticum dicoccoides is the source of this 1067-nucleotide messenger RNA. RefSeq names its product transcription factor HHO1-like. The record is from RefSeq and is a predicted model, not a curated record. The coding region runs from base 143 to 853 and encodes 236 amino acids. Lineage: Eukaryota; Viridiplantae; Streptophyta; Magnoliopsida; Poales; Poaceae. The transcript has 4 exons. Gene Ontology annotation, molecular function: DNA-binding transcription factor activity; DNA binding.
ACCAAAACUCUCUCUCUCCACAUAUAUAUACUGGAACUCGAUUCUGUUGAUCCUUGCAUCAUCGGCUGUGUGUUUACCAGAAGCUUGUGAUCAAGUUGAAGGGAUAUAGCUCUAGCAGCAGGGAGAGAUCGAUCGAUAAAGCAUGAGAGGGUUCGAGAGGAGAGGCGUCCGGCAGUACAACCGGUCGGACGAGCCGCGGAUGCGGUGGACGGAGGAGCUUCACCGGCAGUUCAUCGAGGCCGUGGACUGCCUCGGCGGCCAGGACGAGGCAACGCCAAAGCGAAUUCUUCAGCUGAUGGGCGCCAAGGGAGUCAGCAUAUCUCAAGUCAAGAGCCAUCUCCAGAUGUACAGAUCAAGCUCUAGCAACACCAACAGCAACGGUGGUCCACCCAAUGCGUCCGUGGAUCGCCGCCGGGGUCACCGUGCCAUCAACACGUCGUGGAAUGGCCAUGGGAACGAUAUGGCGGCGGCUUCGGGCAGAAUCGACGCUUCUUCUUGCACCGUGCCUCCCCACGGCCACCGCUCGUCGCCGCCGUACCAAAUUCCGUCGAUCGAAGAGGUUCUCAAGAGCUGGGAGCAGAGUAGAGGGCGGCUGCCAUGGAACUCCAUCAUGCCAUCAGAGAAGGCGACCAGCUGGGCACGUCACGCUGACAGCAGAACACGUCAGAAGAGUCAGCAGCCGACGGCAGGAUGUGACCUGACGCUGUCGAUCGGCCGGUGCAAGGAGGAGGCCAUGGUCGUGAGCAGCGACGCCGACGUCUCGAGCACGACCACCGAAGAGUCUGCGGCCGUGCCCGCUGGUCUGAACCUUGACCUGAACCUCGACCUCACUGUCUCAACUUCUUGGCUCUGAUGUGAUCGAUGGCCCCCUGUGUAAAUAUAUAGAGAUGCAUCUUUGUAUGUAGAGUUACUCACAUUUGUAGGUCCUCAUAUAGCUAUCACUGUACCAUAGAUCACGUAGAGUAGUGUAGUUGUAGUAAAAUUGUGAGGUUUCUUGCUAGCCAUAUGAGUUUCCUUUGACAGUACGGUUUCUACUGUUUUAGCGGCCUAUGCAUGCAUGGUUUGAG